AUGUUGUCUCCUUUUCACACUUCUUCUGAACUUGGAUCGGUUUGGUUGGUUGGAAUUCUAAUCAAUUUAGGCACUCUACGGAAACACGGCUUCAUAUGA
This is a messenger RNA of Caenorhabditis briggsae, 99 nucleotides long. The coding region runs from base 1 to 99 and encodes 32 amino acids. NCBI's taxonomy places the organism in Eukaryota, Metazoa, Nematoda, Chromadorea, Rhabditida, Rhabditidae. The transcript has a single exon. The record is from RefSeq and is a predicted model, not a curated record.